GCAGUCGGAACCAGUUUCAGCUGGACAUAAGCUGUACGUUUUAUGGUGUUGCAAUGGUCUGACACAGAUAACAAGCUCCACGCGGUCAUCAGGAGGGGUCCAGUCGGAGAGAGACCAGACUCUCAUUCUGACAGACGCAAGAAGAGUUCUUCGGGGGAACCAGACACAGAGAUGGCCAAACCAGUGAGACGACACCACUGCUCCCAGUGUAGUUUGAGUUUUAAGUGGUUAUGGAAGCUUAUACAGCAUGAGGGGACACACACAUGGGAGAAACCACACCCCUGCUCCCAGUGUGGAAAGAGAUUUACCCUGUUAGGGAACCUGAAAAAGCAUAAAGGAAUACACACAGGAGAAAAGCCUUUCCAAUGUUCCCAGUGUGGAAAGAGAUUUUCACGAUCAGAGCACCUAAAAUCACAUGGUAGGACACACACUGGGGAGAAACCACACCACUGCUCCCAGUGUGGAAAGAGAUUUACCCAGUUAGGGGAGCCUGAAAAAGCAUAAAGGAAUACACACAGGAGAAAAGCCUUUCCAAUGUUCCCAGUGUGGAAAGAGAUUUUCA
Molecule: messenger RNA, 562 nt
Organism: Coregonus clupeaformis (lake whitefish)
Lineage: Eukaryota; Metazoa; Chordata; Actinopteri; Salmoniformes; Salmonidae
Product: zinc finger protein 79-like
Exons: 2
Coding region: 43-504 (153 amino acids)
Biological process (GO): regulation of transcription by RNA polymerase II
Molecular function (GO): RNA polymerase II cis-regulatory region sequence-specific DNA binding; DNA-binding transcription factor activity, RNA polymerase II-specific
Source: RefSeq, a predicted model, not a curated record